AUUGUGUAACAAAACCUUUAAAUCUGCUUGCAGGUCUCCUUUAUCGAGCAGUGAUUCCUUUGAAAAGCAGGAAAGAAGAAAGAAAUUAUUAGCAUUCAAUCUCUGUCUGCAAGAGCCUUCCUUACUGAGAGAAAUCACAGAAUCAUCUUUGGAGUCAUUAUUUUCAUACAUAUACCAUGGAAACUGUGGUUUUCUGUUGGAUCUGUGUUCACAUGUGAAGGACUAUGAGAGUGAAACAGGCAGAAGUGUCCUACCAGCAUUACAGUCAAUAUAUCAUCAGUCAUCUCCUGAAGUCUGGAUCAUAAACCUCUCAGAGAGAAAGAGCUCCAUCCUCCUAGAAGUGCUGAAACUCCAAACAGAGAAGAAACCAGUAGAGCUGAUAGACUGGACACAUGAAGAGAGUGAAGUGAGAGGAUUCCUCCAGUGUCUGCCGUACAUCUCACAACUCAGGUUUAUUAAACCACCAUAUGAAUCAUUUGAACUGUGGGAAAAAAGAAAGAGAUUAUUGAUACUGGAAUUGUGUCUGCAAGCUGCUCUCUGUCAAAAAGAUAUGAAAGAAACAACGGUGAAGAUGCUGCUGUCAUCUGUUCAUUAUGAUCAAUGUGAUUUUCUGCUGGAUCUGUGUUCACAUGUGAAGAACUAUGAGAGUCAAACAGGCAGAAGUGUCCUACCAGCAUUACAGUCAAUAUAUCAUCAGUCAUCUCCUGAAGUCUGGAUCAUAAACCUCUCAGAGAGAAAGAGCUCCAUCCUCCUAGAAGUGCUGAAACUCCAAACAGAGAAGAAACCAGUAGAGCUGAUAGACUGGACACAUGAAGAGAGUGAAGUGAGAGGAUUCCUCCAGUGUCUGCCGUACAUCUCACAACUCAGGUUUAUUAAACCACCAUAUGAAUCAUUUGAACUGUGUGAAAAAAGAAAGAGAUUAUUGAUACUGGAAUUGUGUCUGCAAGCUGCUCUCUGUCAAAAAGAUAUGAAAGAAACAACGGUGAAGAUGCUGCUGUCAUCUGUUCAUUAUGAUCAAUGUGAUUUUCUGCUGGAUCUGUGUUCACAUGUGAAGAACUAUGAGAGUCAAACAGGCAGAAGUGUCCUACCAGCAUUACAGUCAAUAUAUCAUCAGUCAUCUCCUGAAGUCUGGAUCAUAAACCUCUCAGAGAGAAAGAGCUCCAUCCUCCUAGAAGUGCUGAAACUCCAAACAGAGAAGAAACCAGUAGAGCUGAGAGGCUGCUCAGAUGAAGAGAGUGAAGUGAGAGGAUUCCUCCAGUGUCUGCCGUACAUCUCACAACUCAGGUUUAUUAAACCACCAUAUGAAUCAUUUGAACUGUGGGAAAAAAGAAAGAGAUUAUUGAUACUGGAAUUGUGUCUGCAAGCUGCUCUCUGUCAAAAAGAUAUGAAAGAAACAACGGUGAAGAUGCUGCUGUCAUCUGUUCAUUAUGAUCAAUGUGAUUUUCUGCUGGAUCUGUGUUCACAUGUGAAGAACUAUGAGAGUCAAACAGGCAGAAGUGUCCUACCAGCAUUACAGUCAAUAUAUCAUCAGUCAUCUCCUGAAGUCUGGAUCAUAAACCUCUCAGAGAGAAAGAGCUCCAUCCUCCUAGAAGUGCUGAAACUCCAAACAGAGAAGAAACCAGUAGAGCUGAGAGGCUGCUCAGAUGAAGAGAGUGAAGUGAGAGGAUUCCUCCAGUGUCUGCCGUACAUCUCACAACUCAGAUUUUGCGAAGAUACUUUGUAUAAAGAAGAAACCAUAAAGUCGUCAUUCCAGUUUCUGGUGAAUCUGUUCACUGCAGCAUCAGAGAGUGACACAGGAGACAAAUACACUGAACUAUUGACAUCUGUGUGCAACUACACAUCUUUCCCCUGUGAUAGACAUGAUGAGGAUUAUUUUUAUUUUAAAUAUCAAUGUGAUUUUCUGCUGGAUCUGUGUUCACAUGUGAAGGACUAUGAGAGUGAAACAGGCAGAAGUGUCCUACCAGCAUUACAGUCAAUAUAUCAUCAGUCAUCUCCUGAAGUCUGGAUCAUAAACCUCUCAGAGAGAAAGAGCUCCAUCCUCCUAGAAGUGCUGAAACUCCAAACAGAGAAGAAACCAGUAGAGCUGAGAGGCUGCUCAGAUGAAGAGAGUGAAGUGAGAGGAUUCCUCCAGUGUCUGCCGUACAUCUCACAACUCAGAUUUUGCGAAGAUACUUUGUAUAAAGAAGAAACCAUAAAGUCGUCAUUCCAGUUUCUGGUGAAUCUGUUCACUGCAGCAUCAGAGAGUGACACAGGAGACAAAUACACUGAACUAUUGACAUCUGUGUGCAACUACACAUCUUUCCCCUGUGAUAGACAUGAUGAGGAUUAUUUUUAUUUUAAAUAUCAAUGUGAUUUUCUGCUGGAUCUGUGUUCACAUGUGAAGGACUAUGAGAGUGAAACAGGCAGAAGUGUCCUACCAGCAUUACAGUCAAUAUAUCAUCAGUCAUCUCCUGAAGUCUGGAUCAUAAACCUCUCAGAGAGAAAGAGCUCCAUCCUCCUAGAAGUGCUGAAACUCCAAACAGAGAAGAAACCAGUAGAGCUGAUAGACUGGACACAUGAAGAGAGUGAAGUGAGAGGAUUCCUCCAGUGUCUGCCGUACAUCUCUGAAUUAAGGAAUUCUGAGAAAUGUAUUCCAUCAUUGUGUAAAGAGUUUGGGCUCAAAGUAAAGAGAGACGAGGUGACUCCUCUGCUUCAGGCUCUGAUGUUUACAGUCACUCUCAGUGGAAAAUUACCCAGCAGCACCUGCAGAUGCGUGGGGAGAGUACUGAGCCUCUCACCUUCAAAACUAAACCUGACUCUAAAACCACAAGCCAUCUCUCUCAAAGGAGUCCGAUCACUCUUCACACACAUCACACACCUGCAGAAACUCAGUCUUGAAGACAGAAUGGUGAUGAUGAUGGUCAGAGCUCUGAGGUCAUUUAAUGGCUGUUCUCCACUGAUCACAGAUGAGCUUUCAGUGGUCAAUAAAGACUCAAAGCAAACUCACAGUAGGAUUGUGAGCAGCUUAACUUCUCUCUUGAGACGACUGUCUGUCAGAUGUCUGGAUCUUACUGAAUGUAAACUAGAGGCUGUGUCCGUCACUGCUCUGUUGUGUCUUCAGGGACUCCAGACUAUCAGGUUCUCUACAGAGACUCUUCAGCAGCUGGUGUCAGUGGUGUAUGAAGCACAAGAUGAUGAACUGACACGCUGCUUCAUGGAGAAGGUGUCUGAAGAUCUGACCUCCUGCUCACUGACCUGGAAAGAGAUUCAUUACUUUCUGCAAUAUCAAUCUCUACUAUUUAAGUUGGAUUUUAGAAAAAACAAGAUCUUUUGUGAAAACAUCAUAGAACUUGUGCCUUGGUUGGGCAGAAUUGAGCUGAAAAGGUUGAGGCCCAGCUUUUUUCUGUCCAUCAUUGUGGAGAUUUAUGAGAGUCGCUCUCCUCAGUAUGUGUCCGGUCUGUUGAGUUCAGCUGAGAAUUACAUCAACCUGAAGAGUCAAGUGUUGGAUUCAGUUCAGUGUGCAGCUCUGCGCUUCACUCUACAGCACUGCAACUCUGUCAAACUCGAUCUGUUCUGGACCUCCAUACCAGAUGAAGAGCUCAAGAGCUUUCUGCCUCUACUCAUCAGAGUCACACAACUCAGUGUUGACAGACAGCUGUUACUGAAGCUGCUUCAUUGCUGCAGUUCCUCUGAUGAUCAGCAGGAGGCAGCAGAUCUUCUGCUCUCUGCUCUUCACAACAAACUGGAUUUCUCCCGCUGCUCUGCUCUGGAUCUGACAGUCACACAGAAGAAUCAGAACUAUUUGAAGCUGACCAUCAAAGAUUGUAGAAUAAUCUCAUCUGUGAUUCAGACAGCAAAAAGUGUUGUGAAGUUGGUUUUAGAGGACUGUGAGGUCUCUCAUACGGCCAUGAAACAACUUCUGCCAGUUCUGUCUAAAGUCCUUCUGAGCUGUAGUAAAGAUCUACGGCUGCAGGUUCUAGGCUGUCUCAGUAAAGGAACUAAGAGAAGCUCUGUGAGGAGGGCUCAGGCUCUUUCACAGGCUUUAGGAGAAGAGCUGGACCUCAGUCACACUCCGAUGGAUCAGAGAGCUUGUGAACAGCUGGCGGUGUUUCUGGAAUAUUCUGAUGGUCUGACAGAACUGGACCUCAGUCACUGUAAACUCACUGAUCAAUACAUGGAGACACUGUUACCACAUCUACACAAGACUCAGACUCUGGAUCUGAGUAACAACGGUAUUACUGAUGAACUUGCAAACAGAAUCCACAGUGUUGUUUCCACUUACAAUAAUAUUCAGACCGUACGACUCUUUGGAAACAAAAUCAAAGACAGAAAGCAGUUUAUCAAAGACAAGAGAUUUGAAAUAUGGUGAAGACACUGAACUGUAACUCUGUGUCAUCAAGAGGAUGUAAAUGUAACAGAUGUGUUAUCAAUUUAUUAAUUUCACACAAAAUUUCUCCCUUAAUCAAUUAUUGUGUAUUUAUUUCCGUUAUUUGAGCUGUUUUCUAUGCUUAUAUGUACAUUUUUUUAGUGUUUGUUGUAAUUGUUAAAUAUGGUACUUGUCCCCUUUAAGAAUUAAGUUCCGGUUGCUUUUCUUCAGUUCGCGGUAAGCGCAGCUGAGGAAAGCUGAGUUCUGCUCGAGCUCUCUCUACAGAGCUUAAAAUAAGUUCGUUUCUUGUGAUUUAAUAUCUAUUUUUGAGUUAAAAUGCAGUUAAAUCUUAUUGAAAGGUUGUGGAACAUGAAGUAUGUAUUUGUUUCGAGAGUGUUCGUUAAUUAAGGUCUGUGGCUAAAAUUAUCCGUUUUGACUGGCAGGUCAAUGGCGAAACUGAAGAAAAGCCACAGAUUGACUUUCUUUUUCAUUAGUUUUCCUUUUUAUUAAUACAGGUAUGUUUUCUACCCAUGUUUCUGUUUAAUAUUGUCGUUUUGAAUUAAUGUUCUAUGUUGUAUAUUGAGAAAAAUGUUAAACAUUGUUGAUUUAAUCAUAUGCAGUUUAUUUGAAAAUUGUAAUAUGAGUUCAGUUCGCGGUAAGCGCAUCUGAGGAAAGGUCAAUGGCGAAACUGUGAAGAAAAGCCACAGAUUGACUUUCUUUUUCAUUAAUUUUCCUUUUUAUUAAUACAGAAUAAAAAGUGAUCUGAGGAA
Molecule: messenger RNA, 5115 nt
Organism: Triplophysa rosa
Lineage: Eukaryota; Metazoa; Chordata; Actinopteri; Cypriniformes; Nemacheilidae
Exons: 14
Coding region: 551-4348 (1265 amino acids)
Source: RefSeq, a predicted model, not a curated record